AUGAUGGGUCGCCCGGUGUUCGUGCUCUUCGGCUCCUCCAUCGUGCAGUACAGCUUCAGCAACGGCGGAUGGGGAGCCACCCUCACCGACGUCUACGCCCGCAAGAGCAGAAGCCGGAUCAUAGACCAAGUCAAAGCUGAUAUUGUUCUCAGAGGAUAUAUUGCAUGGAACUCAAGGCGAGCACUUCAAGUCAUUACCAAAAUUUUCCCCAAGGAUUCAGCAGUGCAGCCUAGCUUGGUGGUAGUUUACUUUGGUGGCAAUGAUUCGAUUGCUCCGCACCCUUCUGGGCUUGGACCUCAUGUGCCACUUGAGGAGUACAUGGACAACAUGAGGAAGAUAGGAGAGCACCUCAAGAGCCUGUCCGACAAGACUCGUGUGAUCUUUCUGAGCUGCCCGCCGCUCAACGAGGAGCUGCUCAAGAAAUCAACGAGCACUGCACUGAGCGAGAUUGUGCGGACCAAUGAAACCUGCCGUCUCUACUCUGAAGCAUGUAUAUCUGUAUCGAAAGAGAUGGGCAUCAAGGUGGUCGAUCUUUGGAACGCCAUGCAGAAACGAGAGGACUGGGCCACAGCAUGCUUUACGGACGGGCUGCAUUUGUCAGAAGAGGGGAGCAAUAUAGUUGUGGAAGAGAUCCUGAGGAUCCUCAAGGAGGCGGAGUGGGAUCCAUGCCUACACUGGAAGGCGAUGCCGACCGAGUUCGGGGAGGACUCGCCCUACGACCUUGUCGCCUCUAGCGGCAAAUCCACCAUCAACCCAUCCGAGUGGACAUUCCACAGGAAAAGAUCAUGGGAAUGA
Triticum turgidum subsp. durum (durum wheat) is the source of this 795-nucleotide messenger RNA. The record is from the annotation of a GenBank genome assembly. Lineage: Eukaryota; Viridiplantae; Streptophyta; Magnoliopsida; Poales; Poaceae.